Entelurus aequoreus (snake pipefish) is the source of this 2224-nucleotide messenger RNA. RefSeq names its product sorbitol dehydrogenase-like. Bases 35 to 1192 code for a protein of 385 amino acids. Gene Ontology annotation, biological process: D-sorbitol catabolic process. The record is from RefSeq and is a predicted model, not a curated record. The transcript has 9 exons. Gene Ontology annotation, molecular function: zinc ion binding; L-iditol 2-dehydrogenase (NAD+) activity. NCBI's taxonomy places the organism in Eukaryota, Metazoa, Chordata, Actinopteri, Syngnathiformes, Syngnathidae.
UUGUUAUGGUACCAACCCACCAAACAGGCCUGGGAUGUACUUUGACACCCAGCAGCAUGACAUUAGUAACACAGCAGCACAUCCACUCUCUUCAACUUCGCUUCUUUCCACGCUUUUGACGACUGUCAUGGAGUUGAACAAUCUCUCCGCGGUGCUACAUUCUAAGGGAGACCUCAGACUGGAAACGCGACCUGUCCCCAAGCCAGGGCCAAAUGAGGUUUUGCUUCAGAUGCACUCUGUUGGCAUCUGCGGCUCAGACGUCCACUACUGGCAGCACGGCAGAAUCGGAGACUUUGUGCUCACAAAGCCGAUGGUGUUGGGACACGAAGCAGCAGGUCGGGUGAUAAAAGUCGGCUCGGCGGUCAAACACCUUCAAGUGGGCGACCGAGUUGCCAUCGAGCCAGGUGUGCCCAGAGAGACGGAUGAGUUUUUCAAAAAUGGACGCUACAAUUUAUCUCCCACCAUCUUUUUCUGUGCCACCCCGCCCGAUGAUGGCAACCUGUGCAGAUACUACACACACAAUGCCAACUUCUGUUACAAGUUGCCUGAUAAUGUGACAUUUGAGGAGGGUGCUCUGAUCGAACCGCUGUCUGUGGGCAUCCACGCAUGUCGCAGGGCCGGCGUGACCCUCGGCAGUACCGUACUCGUCUGUGGCGCAGGACCAAUUGGCUUAGUCAGUCUGCUUGUGGCCAAAGCAAUGGGAGCUGCACAGGUUGUCAUUACAGAUCUGUUCCCCGAGCGUCUGGCCAUGGCCAAGGAGUUGGGUGCCGACUUCCAGUUGGUGGUGAAGAGAGGGGAUGAACCUAAGCAGUUGGCCAAAAGCGUCGAGGACAUGCUGGGAGCUAAGCUGCACAUCACCAUUGAAUGUAGUGGUGUUGAGAGCAGUAUUCAAACUGCCAUCUAUGCGACACGCUCAGGAGGCGUGGUGGUGCUGGUGGGCCUUGGAUCCGAAAUGACUAAUGUUCCUCUUGUCAACGCGGCCACCAGAGAAGUUGAUAUCAGAGGCGUCUUCCGCUACUGCAACACCUGGCCUAUGGCAAUCGCCAUGUUGGCAUCAGGAAAGGUGAACGUGAAGCCUCUGGUCACCCACCGCUUCCCCCUGGAGCAGGCGGCCCAGGCUUUUGAGACCACACGUCAGGGCCUGGGGAUAAAGGUCAUGUUGAAGUGUGACCAGAAUGACCAGAACCCUUAAAGUAACCAACACACUGCAGUGAAACUAUGGGGGACAGUUAACGGGGGAUUUUAUGUGACCAAUAGUUACCUUGAAUGUAAUUUUACAUCAUGAAAAAAAUAGUGAGAUUGACUUUUUUUUUAAUUUUGUCUUGAAACACUGAUUUUACACUUUUUAAAAUGUUACUUAGUAUGGUACGACGCCACUUGCAUUGCUUAGUUGUUACCAGAAGGGGGAACCAGAGCAUCAAAUUACAAUCUACAUAAACUGUCAAGACUCUUUCCAACUAUUUUACUGAAAAAAACAAACAAAUCAGUGAACCAUUUACAUUUUUAUCAUUUUGUAAAAAAGGUUAAAGCAGUUCAAUAUGUUCAAAAGAUGGAUGGAUGGACUUUGUGAAGAUGACAAAAUGAAAGCAUCCUGCAGCAAUAAACCAUAUAAACACCCCCUCUUCCAAAUAAUACCAUCAACAUUAUUCUAUUACACAUUGCUUUAACAUGUCAAUAUUUUUUGCCUUGAUUGCUGUCACACUCAAGGGUGGAGUAAUUGAUUGGAAUAUUAUUCAUAUUGUAUUUGGACUGUGUGAAGUAGAAUACAGCAUGAAAUGUGCCUAAAAUGUAUACAUGAGAUAUUCUUAAUUACUUUAAUUCCAAUGCAAUUCAGGUUUGUAUCUUAAAGAGCUGAAUAGACUACUGUAGUGGCAUAUUUAUAAAUUGUUUAUUCUUGUAAGCAUUAAUGGAGCCUUUAUGAUGCCAUGAGCACAAUGGCCCCUUAACAACAAACACACACAUUUUCCUGCAACCUUGACAUGGUAACAAUGUAUUUGAACCCUUUUUGUGUAUAGUAUUUAAGUAAACUUUAUCUUCUAUAUACAUCAUAAACCCCACCCAUGUAUCCCAUCAACUAUGCAUUUUUAGAAGCAAAAUAAUAUCAUCUUAAUGAAAUAAUUGUUGGUAGUUUUAAGAAUAGUUGGAUUCCUCCAAAUUAAUAUAUAUGUGAAGCUUAGGAGAGUCCAUGUCAGAGCUAACCAUAGAGUUGUUGUUGUUUUUUUGU